UAUUGUUACGUAAUUUAGGCUUGGGCUUUUGAAGCUAUUCCGAAACUUCAACGAAAUGCUAAGAAUGUUCCCCCUGAGAGGACAUUGCCACGUAUGCUAAGGUGGAUGUCGUAUGGAGGCCUAAAAAAAUCUACAGAUCCAUUCGGUACCACUGAUGAAAACGUAGUGCACCCUUUCCUGAUUCCUACAAAUGCAGAAAAAAGGGAAAAAUACAUGAAGGACCUUGAGCCAUUUUCCAAUGAAGAAGCCGACGAAAAAAUUGAUAUGUUAAAAGCAGAAUUGGUUGGGGUGACAACAAUCACAACAGGUGAAGUAGGAGCUAGGGAGGUUGGUGGUGAGGACAGGAUCCCAGUAAGGAGUGGGGCAGAGGAAAGGAGCCCACCAAGGGGUGGGGGUGCAGAAAGAAACACUCCAAGAGGGACGGGUGACGAAAGGAACCCGCGGAGCCCUUUAGUGAAUUCUGGUGACAGAUUUGUUGGUAGUCCAGUCAACUUUGAUUUUGGUGGUCAGUAUAGUGAAGGAGGAGUUGGUGCAGGAUCUUUUGGUGCUUGUCCUUCAAAUGCGAAGUGCUCCUGUGAAUGUCUCACCUAUGUGGAGAUACAAAGACAAUUGGAACUGAAAAUUUCUAAAAUGGAGGAGGAGUUCAAAGAAAUGGGGAAGUUCGAUCAAACAACUUGUAGAAGAAUUAUAUACUUUGAACAAAAAACUCGAGCCUAGGAGGAUGUUAAGGAAUUCCAAAUACAUAAGAACUCCAUUUACUGCUGGUGCACGUAAAACGAAGAAGAGGAUAAGUGUGACAAAUCUGCUGCCUGAUAUUUACAAGCCUCUUGACAUUGAUAAGAGCAAGGAAAGAGUGGAACUAUAAACUAGGGAUGUGUUUGUUGGCACAAUUUUUGUUGAUAAAUUUGUGGUGGAUC
Lycium ferocissimum is the source of this 917-nucleotide messenger RNA. RefSeq lists its product as uncharacterized. The record is from RefSeq and is a predicted model, not a curated record. The transcript is spliced from 2 exons. Bases 94 to 717 code for a protein of 207 amino acids. NCBI's taxonomy places the organism in Eukaryota, Viridiplantae, Streptophyta, Magnoliopsida, Solanales, Solanaceae.